CCCCUAGCUUACGGUGGUACCGGUACGACCAGUGCAGCCUUUCUUCAAAUCUUUCUUCUCUUUCUCCUUCCGCUCAACGCCUCAACCUGCAUCUCUGCAUCUGAGAGAGAGAGAGAGAGAGAUGACGCUUGGAACGUCGAAACAGGCGUACGGAGACCGAUCUUACUGGGACAACCGGUAUAGUCAAGAUCCACGCCCUUUCGACUGGUACCAGAAAUACUCGGCCCUUUCUCCCUUGCUCGACCUUUACGUCCGUCGCGACGGACGAAUCCUCCUCGUCGGAUGCGGCAAUUCAGUGUUGGGGGAAGACAUGGUCAGUGAUGGCUACCAGGAUGUUGUCAACAUUGAUAUUUCCUCGGUGGUGAUUGAUGCAAUGCAAAAGAAAUACCUGGACUGCCCGGAGCUGAAAUAUAUCAAAAUGGAUGUUCGAGAUAUGAAUGCUUUUGAAUCUGGUUCAUUUGAUGCUGUUAUUGAUAAAGGAACUCUAGACUCUCUAAUGUGUGGACAUAAUGCACAACAAAAUGCUGCUAAGAUGCUUGAGGAGGUUGGGAGGAUUCUCAAGGACAGAGGAAUCUAUGUUCUGAUUACAUAUGGAGCUCCAUGUUAUCGACUGCCUUUAUUGAGAGAGCCAUGCUCAUGGACAAUAAAACUCCAUGUAAUAGAAAAGCUUGGUUCGGAGACAAGUCCACAUCCCAAAUGGGAACUGACAGAUCCCGUGCUGUUGAACGAGAAUGGCAGCUCAGUCACUGCAGUUCUAGGUGAAAACCCCGAUGUUCAUUAUAUUUACGUUUGUAUCAAGGCUUGGGUAAUCUGCUUUCAGGAUGAAUCUUUGAGGCCGGCAUUGAAGCAUGAAGGUGAAGAACACAGUUCAUGAGUGAAGGUGAAUAAUGUGAACUACUCAGUUCAUGAGUGAAGGUGAAUAAUGUGAACUACACAGUUCAUGAGUGAAGGUGAAUACAUGGAGUGAUUAUUUGUACAAAUUCUCUUAUGUAAGCUCCAUGAUGUCCUUGUAGUAUUUGUGUCAUACAAGUGCAGAGUAACAAAUCUUGCCAUACAGAAAUUCAUAAACAGAUGUAUUUUUAACUGUGAGAAGUCAUUUUUCUGGCACAGAAGCUGCAACUUCAAUAAUGAUUUCAGUGGAAUUGUCUUCAA
Magnolia sinica is the source of this 1152-nucleotide messenger RNA. RefSeq lists its product as uncharacterized. The transcript has 9 exons. Gene Ontology annotation, molecular function: S-adenosylmethionine-dependent methyltransferase activity. The record is from RefSeq and is a predicted model, not a curated record. Lineage: Eukaryota; Viridiplantae; Streptophyta; Magnoliopsida; Magnoliales; Magnoliaceae. Bases 122 to 874 code for a protein of 250 amino acids.